This is a messenger RNA of Ilex paraguariensis (yerba mate), 2360 nucleotides long. Lineage: Eukaryota; Viridiplantae; Streptophyta; Magnoliopsida; Aquifoliales; Aquifoliaceae. The record is from the annotation of a GenBank genome assembly.
AUGAGGAGGACAUUCGAUGCUUUAGCCUCGAAGUUGGCAGCUCCACCUCAUGAAAUUCAAGCUGACAUCUCUCUUUCAGAAUACUCAUUGCACACGCAUCAGGCGCUUGCCUCACAGUUCUCUAUUUCUUUCUAUCUCUCAAACAAUGCUGAUUCUGUCUGGUUUGAAUUCAGAGACAACCAUCCUGCUUUCUACUCCAGGAAUGGCACUAGAUUUGAUCCUCCAGCUAUACCAAAGACUUUUUUACCCCAUCAUAAGUUUCCUGCUUCUCUUGAGAUUGAGAACUAUUUUGCCAGUGCUCCUCCCCCAGAGGUUCCUCCUCCAGAUGAUAGCAAUUUGAAAGUUUUGAUUGAAGGGGUUGCAACAUUGGUUGCUCGAUGUGGUAAGUUAUUUGAGGAUCUCUCCAAAGAAAAGAAUCAGUCCAAUCCGUUAUUUUCCUUCCUUACUGGAGGAAAUGGCCAUGAUUAUUAUACAAUGAAGCUCUGGGAGGAGCGACGGAAGCAUAAGGAUCAAACCAAACAGAAAUUGGAUGGGAAAAUGUCACCACGUGUGCAGAAGAUGACAGCAGAGAGCCGUGGCAAAAUUUUAGCAGAAAAACCUCUUGAGAGGACCACCAGAGAUACCAGCUCACCUGUUACCUCUGCAGAUACUGUUAAUCUGCAAUUCAAUCUGUCAGAUACAUUCACCAAACCUGAAACUUUGACUGCACCCAUCGAAGUUGCAAAACCUUUCCGAGAUGAUCCUGCAAAGCAACAGAGGUUCGAGCAGUUCCUGAAGGAGAAGUAUCAUGGAGGGCUCCGCUCUAGGGAUUCAGGUGGCGCAGGUAGCAUGUCCGAAGCUGCUCGUGCUCGUGAGAGAUUAGAGUUUGAAGCUGCAGCUGAGGCAGUAGAGAAGGGACAAUGGAGAAACGAAAAAAAUAAUCCCCAUCAGCAGCUUUUGGAGUUAUCAUCUACUUCAGGAUUGCAGUUUACUUCUGGCGGAUUAGAGCAAGUCAAAGUUAGUCAACCUGAAGAUUCAGUAAUGAGGAAGAUGAAUCCAAAGAGGGAAGAAUUUCAGUGGCGACCUUCACCGAUUCUGUGCAAGCGCUUUGAUAUUAUUGACCCUUAUAUGGGAAAGCCACCACCAGUGCCACGGGUGAGGAGCAAAAUGGAUUCUCUUAUAUUCAUGUCAGAUUCAGCUAAAGCUGCAAGAACGGAAGGAGCUGCUACAAUAAAUAUGGACCCAUUGACCGUGCUGCAAUCUGGCAGUGAAAAGAACAGUGAAGAAGUAAUGGACAGAGAAAUUGAUAUUCAGGUGGAAGUUGAAAAUGUUGAGAGGCCAGUUGACCUCUACAAGGCUAUAUUCUCUGAUGAUUCAGAUGAUGAAGAGGACAAUGCUAGUCUCAACUUGGUGGUGGAUCCACAAAAGAAGACUGAAGCUGCUAAUACGACUCUAAGUCGUUUAAUAGCCGGUGACUUUUUGGAAUCAUUGGGAAAAGAAUUAGGCCUAGAGGUUCCUUCUGAUCUUCCUCAUUCCAAAAAGGAAGCCAGCCCCCCAUUUCCCCAGAAAGAGGUUGUCAAUGCCAACAAGAGAGACAAUAACACCAUACCAGAGGAAAAUAAGUUGUCGGUCCCUAAUGCUGGACAAGGCAGGCCGUAUCAUAGUGAGACUGCACAAGCCGUUGGAUCACAUAAACAGGAGUUUCUUGAUGGGAACCCACCUGAAAGUGGUGGCAAGAUAACAAAGAUUGGUUCUUCUGAGAAUAAUAGAUCAGUCAAAAACAAUCUUGAGGCGGCUCAACGGGAUACAAUGGCUAAAUCUCCAUUAGGCCAGAAUCGAAAUUGGAGCUGUGGUUCAUCAGAAGAUGAAAGGAGUAGAAAGCGUUCUAGGCAUCGUCGGCAUAGAAGCAGCAAUUCAAGUAGUGACACCACUGAUUUGUCUGAUGAUUAUCGAGAUCGACACCAUUCAAGGUCGAAAGGGAGAAAAAAGGGAUCCUAUCGCGAAAAGAGCAGUAGCAGAAAACACUCAAAGCACCACAAGCAUAGAAGCAGGAACUCCCCCAGCAUAUCUCAUCACGGUUCUGAGAAAGGACACGGGGAAGACAAGAGAGAGAAGCGAAAAUGGAAAGACUGAGGAAAAUUCAUUGCUGUUUUUGACCCCCUAAUGCUACAUUGCAAAUUUACACUUUUUAAUUUAGAAUUGUUUGAGAGAUAAUCGCUUUCAAUUGGAAGUAGCUUACUUUGAAAGUGUAUCAACUUUUUGAUUGGUACCUAUAGGGAUGUCAAUCUGGAUUCUGUCAUGUUUAGGUUGUGUAUUAUUUUAGGCUAAAUUAUAUUUGGGUUUUGUGUCUUGUGCUAUUAAACAACAAUUCCUACCAUCAU